AGCUUCUUGGCUCAAAAACACUUGGUGAGGCAGGUGUUCGGCAGUGGCGACUCUCCAGUCAUGGCUUUCAGGCGUCGCGCGCUGGCUUCUGCCGUGAUCUUGGCCUUUGCGGCAGCGACCGCUUUCAUUGCUACGCCUGGCGUGGUGGGUUCACCCAAGGUGGCCUCUCCCCCCCGCGCGUCAGAGCCCCGAAGCUCCAGCUGGAGCUCCGCUGGCUUCGUGGCCGUGUGUGUCGUCGCAGCAGGAGGAAGUCUUCGAACCCGGCGAGUCCGAAGCCAGGCUUUGGCCAAGUCGGUCAGCAAUGAUAUGCCGCCGCAAGUGCCGGAAGUGCUGGAGGCCCCCGAAGAGCCCAUCGUCAUGGAGACGGUGGAGGUGUGCUCCCGCGCGCAGCUGGUCCGCGGCGCCGGCGCCGCCGCGGCCUUGGCCGCGGCCAGCUCGGCCAACGCGGCUAUCUCACCCGAGUGGAUUCAGUACGACUUGAACACGGGCGAGACUUUGUACGACAUCGACUUCGACCCGCAAGAUCCCAACCACGGCUUCAUCGUGGGCGCCCGAGCCUUGUUUUAUGAGACGAAGGAUGGCGGUGAGCGAUGGGUAUCCCGCUCUUUCGCCAACUUGGGCAAGGGCCAGGACAUCAGCUAUCGAUUCCAGACAGUCUCUGUGAACGGCAACGAGGUGUGGAUCGUGGGCAAGCCGCCUUUGCUGCUCCACUCGAAGGAUGGUGGCAAGAGCUGGAAGAAGGUGCCGCUUUCUCGUAAGCUGCCCGGUGAGCCAAAGGUCAUCGUCUCGUUGGGGGAUGGCAAGGCGGAGCUCGCGACCUCCAGUGGUGCCAUCUAUACCACCGAAAACGAUGGAAAGUCCUGGGCAUCGAAGGUCGACGAGACCAUUGAUGCCACGCUGAACCGAGUGUCAGCCAGCGGCGUCUCCGGUGCAAGCUACUUCACGGGUAGCGUGAAGUCCAUCAAGCGCACACCCGAUGGCAGAUACUUGGCAGUGGCCCAGCGUGGGAACUUCUACUUGACCUUCACCCCAGGAGACAACCGUUGGCUGCCUCACAACCGCAUCUCCUCUCGGCGUAUCCAGGGCAUGGGCUUCCGGGAGCCCGCCAACGGCGCUGAGAUGCAGGGCGCAUGGAUGAGCCUGAACGGUGGCGUUCUGACAACUUGCGAGAAGCCCAAUUUCGUUGAGCUCGGCUCCGACACAAAGGAACUCUUUCAGCUGUCCAAGAUCCGGUCAGGCGGCAUCGGCAUCAUUGACAUUGGCUUCCGUACCCCCACAGAGGCAUACGCCACUGGCGGCAGUGGCGUGAUCUACUUCUCCAAGGAUGGCGGAAAAACGUGGGCCUUUGACCCCUCCGCCAAGGACUUGCCAUGCAACCUUUACAGCGUGAAGUUCUUCCAGAACGGCAAGGUGGGGUACAUGGUGGGCUCUUCCGGCAUCCUUCUUCGCCGGACCUUCGCAGUCUGAGAGCCCGAGCCGUAGGGCCGAUUGGGCAACAAAAAGGCCCACGCGUUGCGGCAAGGUUUCCAGGGACCCUUGAAGAGGUGGACCCCAAAUGUAGCCUCACCAUUUGUUUUGCUUGCGCCAGCAUUGUUGGACAAGGUGAGAGCCGUAUGGCCGGCCCAGCGGUUUGCAUGCCUCCGCCCUUCGGAACUCCGAGCAUGGGCAUCGUGCCCAUAAGAUUGCGGGGAGGUCGGAAGCCGAAGAGUGAGC
Molecule: messenger RNA, 1713 nt
Organism: Effrenium voratum
Lineage: Eukaryota; Dinophyceae; Suessiales; Symbiodiniaceae
Source: the annotation of a GenBank genome assembly